Messenger RNA from Lathyrus oleraceus (garden pea), 675 nucleotides. RefSeq names its product proline-rich receptor-like protein kinase PERK8. Lineage: Eukaryota; Viridiplantae; Streptophyta; Magnoliopsida; Fabales; Fabaceae. The coding region runs from base 1 to 675 and encodes 224 amino acids. The transcript has a single exon. The record is from RefSeq and is a predicted model, not a curated record.
AUGCGAGAGCCCUCUGAGAAGUCCAAGAAGGCGAAGAAAGCUAAGCUGGGAGAAUCAUCUGGAUCAAGACCCCCAGUUCCUCUGGUUAUCUCUCAAGGUAAGUCUGUAUCUCUCCCUCCCUCUGUCAAAAUUAAACCUAUUGCUUCUUCUCUUCCCCAAACAACCCCUAUAUACACCUCUGCUGAAACUCCUCCCUCAACCAUCAGAACUUCUAACCCACCAUCUCUGAAAUUCAACCUCGCCACAACAACCUUACCUGCUUCAGAAGCAGAAAUGUUGAAUGAAACCACCUCACCAUCAUCAUCACCAUCUCCUCAAUCCCCACCUUACUACGAACUCUCAUCUGGUAAUGAACCAUCUGACCCUCAAUCCCCCACUCUGGCUCAGCUCCAAGACCGUGCUCUGGCCUCUCAAAAGCCAUCACAUCCUGAUCCCGAACCUGAAGUCACUUCCCCACCUUCAGAACAUCCAAAUCCAACCACAUCUGAACCACAACCAUCAGAACCAACCUAUUCUGACAUAUCACCACCCAUCACUUCCGCUAACCCAACAACUCCCAUACUUAAUCUAAGUGCCCCCAUCUCACCCUCCUCACCCCCCAAGCCUCUACCAAGGAACCAGAAACUACCAUUCCUACCCUUGAAGAAGCAAUCAAGGUUUUUGCAGAGUCUUUAG